This is a messenger RNA of Lytechinus pictus (painted urchin), 480 nucleotides long. Its product is annotated as tyrosine-protein phosphatase non-receptor type 1-like. NCBI's taxonomy places the organism in Eukaryota, Metazoa, Echinodermata, Echinoidea, Temnopleuroida, Toxopneustidae. The transcript has 4 exons. The record is from RefSeq and is a predicted model, not a curated record. Gene Ontology annotation, molecular function: protein kinase binding; non-membrane spanning protein tyrosine phosphatase activity. Gene Ontology annotation, biological process: peptidyl-tyrosine dephosphorylation; negative regulation of receptor signaling pathway via JAK-STAT; negative regulation of ERK1 and ERK2 cascade. The coding region runs from base 1 to 480 and encodes 159 amino acids. Gene Ontology annotation, cellular component: nucleus; cytoplasm.
AUGAAUGAUGACGCGACACUACUGACGAUCAACGACAGUCCUCUUCUCUACAACAUCGUAAUGAUUGUGGAAGCAAUCUCCCAUCAAACCAAAGAGAUCCUUCACUUUCAUUACACCCGUUGGUCAGAUUUCAGUGUUCCUCAAUCUCCUGUAGCAUUCCUUCAGUUCCUGCACCAUGUGAGGCAAUCAGGCUCACUGUUGGACAACGUUGGUCCUCCUGUCAUACACUGCAGUGCGGGAGUAGGAAGAUCAGGGACUCUUUGUCUGGUAGAUACUUGUCUUGUAAAGAUUGAGAAGAAAGGCAAUACCUCGGAAUUGGAUGUGAAGAAGCAGCUACUAGACAUGAGGCGGUAUCGACAAGGUCUCAUUCAGACCUGGCAACAACUACGCUUUUCAUACUGUGCUAUCCUAGAAGGAUCAAAGGUCAUUCUCAGGGGAGAUGACCUGAGUUCAUUAGCAGUAGAAGAUACAGCCUUUUAA